UGUAAUCAUGAACGACGGACAGCAUCAAUGGGAAUCAGCCAUCAGGCGCAUUGCCAGCAUCAUCUGGACCGAUUGUGCUGGAAGCGCGACAUAAUUCUCCAUAUUUCGUUUAGAACCUGGUCGAAUUUAUGUAGAUUUAUUCUAAAUUAAAAUUGAACUAAGUAAUAUAAGAGAAUGUGUACAAAACUUCACAUUUUAGGGACGCACAGGCGUAACGUUAUUCCUGCUGCGGUUCAUCGCUGUGUGAGUUGAUAGUGGGGGUGAAGCGCUCUGUAACGAAUUGUGCAUUUCAGCUAUUAUAAUUCUCAUUUAGAGCGUAAAACACCUGUCGUCGAUAUUACUCGGCCGUUCAGACCGUGCAUGCUGUCUGCAUUGCAGUGUGAGGGUAUUUAACAUCUUGCAGAGUGUCUAACAGUCAAAGCAAUGGGAGCUCUAAGCAAACAGCAGUUCUUCCAGGAACUGGGAUCCGGUUGCUUGCUUCCGACUGUCCAGCAUGGUCUGGAACAAGUAUGGCAGCUGCUACUCAUCUGCCUAGUGUGUAGGCUGCUGUGGAGAUUGGGUCUUCCCUCUUUCUUGAAACACCUGAGUACGGUGGCAGGUGGUUUUUAUACUCUUUACCUGUUCUUCGAGCUGCACAUGGUUUGGGUGGUGCUUCUCAGCCUCCUCUGCUACCUCAUCCUCUUCCUGUGCCGCCAUUCGAGCAGCCGAGGACCCUUCCUGUCCAUCACUAUCCUCAUCUACCUCCUUCUGGGAGAACUGCAUAUGAUGGAUACAGCAACUUGGCAUAAAAUGAGAGGUUCCCAGAUGGUAGUGGCCAUGAAGGCAGUUUCUCUUGCCUUUGAUUUGGACAAAGGCAUAGUGGAGAGAUUUCCCUCUCCAGUGGAGUUUAUGGGCUACAUUUACUUUGUGGGGACGGUCAUUUUUGGGCCUUGGAUCAGUUUCAGUAGCUACAUGGAUGCAGUAGAGAGUCGAAAACUUAGUGUCUCCUGGUUUUUGAAGUCGGUCUUCAGCUGUGUGAAGAGCCAGCUCUGUCUGGUAAUUUCCAACUGUAUUGCACCCUAUCUCUUUCCCUAUUUCAUCCCGGUCUUUGGAGACAAGCUGCUCCGCAACAAGAAACGAAAGAUGAGGGGCUCUAUUAAAAGGUGGCUACAGGCCUAUGAGAACACCCUGUCCUUCCAUUUCAGUAAUUACUUUGUGAGUUACCUUGGUGAGACGACCACCACACUGGCAGGUGCUGGUUUCACAGAGGAGAAGGACAAUCUUAAGUGGGACUUGACAAUAGCAAAGCCGCUAAAUGUAGAGUUUCCCAGGUCUAUGGUUGAAGUGGUGACUUCCUGGAACCUGCCCAUGUCCCGCUGGCUUAACACCUAUGUGUUCAGGAAGGCUCUCAAAUAUGGGAGCUUUACAGCUAUUAUCUUGACAUACACAGCAAGCUCCCUGCUACAUGGUUUAAGCUUCCACAUUGGGGCAGUAUUGUUUACAUUAGGCUUCAUAACAUAUAUUGAACACGUGCUUAGGAAAAGAUUGUCAGGCAUUUUAAAUGCAUGUGUCCUCUCCAAGAGAUGCCCAUCUGACUGCAAACACAGACAUAAAAAGGAAUUUUGGGUAUAUUUAAUUAAUGGGACUUUUAGCAUGUUAGCAGUACUACAUUUAACAUACCUGGGCUCAAUUUUUGGCUCCAGCACAGAUGACAUGGAUUCUGAUGAGGAUGGCAUGGCCAGCCACACCAUUGAGAAAUGGACACAGCUCAGCUGGACAAGCCACUGGUUGACCUUUGGCCUUUGGGUCUUGUAUCGCCUUAUUCUAUAAACACUGAGACCUACAUAGACGAGGAGAGAUGGGGAGAGGAUAGCAAUAACUGUGAUUGCAUAUUUUAUAUGGUUUUACUAUAGAGGAGUCGUGGCCAUUUAUGGCAUCACUGUGAACUCUGGAUGAGUCCUCAAAUCCAGGAAAAACUAACGUACAGGUAAUACUGAUCGACACCAUUGGACCAUUGGAUAUUUUCUCUGGAAGUUUUCUAAAGUACCUAAAGUAAAGAAGCAUCAAGACUUAAAAAAAACAGCAAUCCUCAGUAAGUGUGAACAUUUACUUGAUAUUCAUAUAGCCAUUGUUAAUAGAUUGAUCAAGAUUUUGAUGACUUGUAGAUCUUGUAGUUGUAGUUGGUUUUGUUUGAUGGUUUUUAGGAUAAUUACUUCUUAGUCAGAAAAGAAGGUCAAUAUUUUCAGUGCUUGUUUCAGAAGCUCAAAUUGCACAAAUCAAGUUUGGUUUGUUGCGUUUGUUCUGUUUUUUUUCCCACUCCCAAAUGUAAUAACGACUAAUACUCAUGCUUAUUCACUAAAGCACAUAUCAUGCUGUGAUUCACAAUCGGAUUUUGCUCAUUACAGUUGUCAUGUACAACAAACAUGCCACAAAACAGAGGUCACCAAACCCAUUCCUGGAGGGCCAGUAUCCUGCAGAGUUUAGCUCCAACCCUAAUCAAACACACCUGAACAAGCUAUUCUUCUUCUUAUGUAUACUUGAAAGUUCCAGGCAGGUGUGUUGAGGCAAGUUGGAGCUAAACUCUGCAGGACACUGGCCCUCCAGGACCGAGUUUGGUGACCCCUGCCAUAAAACCUCCUCAUAGGGCUCUGAAUAAACAUGAUAAAGUCGACAUCCUCUAUUUUGUAUGAAUUGUAUAUGAAAUAGUGACAGUAAUUCUCUGGGUUGAGACACUCAAAUGAGAUAGUAUUAGUAGUGUUUGCUUGUUCUUAUAUUUAAACUUUUAAAAAAUGUAUUAACAACAAAAGGGAAACGUUAAAGCAUACAGAUAGUGUGUAAUCUUUGCCAUCAUAUUAUUGCUGUUUGGUAGUAAAUAGCUAUUUAUCACCAUCAUCACAAUGAAUUAUGGAUUGUUUUUUAGUGCCAAACAGAACAAUAAUCAUUAAUAGCUGAUUAAUUACAGGUAUGUUCUUAUAUUACUUUUCAUUUUAUUUAUCGUGUUUAGACAUUUAACACGCAACACAUUUUCUACUGAAUCACCCUGUUGUGAAUCCAUCCCGAAUACUUUUAUUAAUGAAUAUUAAAUAAAGAGUUCAAAUUACACUGAUGAUUUUGACUGCAUUGUGUAUGUCUGACUGCCAAACUCUUGAUAAUAAAACAUUCAAUUUUGUCAUUUUCUCCCAAUUUUUCCAUGUACACAACCUUGUCAUA
Molecule: messenger RNA, 3189 nt
Organism: Onychostoma macrolepis
Lineage: Eukaryota; Metazoa; Chordata; Actinopteri; Cypriniformes; Cyprinidae
Gene: porcn
Product: porcupine O-acyltransferase
Exons: 15
Coding region: 424-1809 (461 amino acids)
Biological process (GO): canonical Wnt signaling pathway; Wnt protein secretion; protein palmitoylation
Cellular component (GO): membrane; endoplasmic reticulum
Molecular function (GO): palmitoleoyltransferase activity; Wnt-protein binding
Source: RefSeq, a predicted model, not a curated record